Molecule: messenger RNA, 4802 nt
Organism: Hyposmocoma kahamanoa
Lineage: Eukaryota; Metazoa; Arthropoda; Insecta; Lepidoptera; Cosmopterigidae
Exons: 5
Coding region: 151-4722 (1523 amino acids)
Source: RefSeq, a predicted model, not a curated record
GAAAAUAAUCCGUUAAACUGAUUUGUGUUUCAUCAGGUAGAUUCACGUAAAUCUUUUUGAAAAAUUUAAAUAGUCUUGCCAGUAACCAGUCCUUGUAAAAUUAACAUAGUCGAUUAAGAAGAGAAAACCUUUCUAAAGUAUUGCAACACCAUGGAUGACAUCGCCGCAAGACAGUUGGCCCAAACCCUCACUUUCAAAGUAGAGGCAGUGCCUCAAGAAGGUGUAUCGCCAACGAGAAGUUGUGGAAAUAUGACGCCUCUAAACGUAAAAAUUAGAGUCCGUAAGAAAGACGAUGGAAAAAGCUCUGUACCGAAAGGAAUCAUAUUUGUACCGAAAUCGGGGCAAGCGGAAAACCUUUCGGAGAGACUUCGUCAGGCUAGCAGCGAUCAUACAAUACUUUCGUUUAAUAUGCUUAUGGAAACUGAACACGAGAGAAAACGAAAAAGUCGGAAAAAUACAUUCUUUGGAAACUGUUUGGGUGCACAGACGGACGAUGACGAUGGACCCUAUUUACCGACUACAGAUAGUAAAUCAGAAAGUAGAUUUGGAAUGAUUAAAUUAAAAAAUACCAUACCAGAUGAAAUUGGCACAUCACAAGCUUUAAUGAGGAAAAAUACGAAUUUCUUUGGUGUAUGCAAACCAGGAGGAUGCUUGGAUCCACCUUUUGGAGAAGAUAGAUAUGCUUAUCAACCAGCACCAUUGAAACAAAAUACACGUAGUGAAAGUAUUACAAAAGGAGUAGUUAUCAUACCGCCUAUCCGCAUUGAACCUAUUGAAGCUGUAAAAAUAGACACAGAUGAACGUUUACGAGACAGAGUUGUCAAGGUAGGUCCAAAAGAAAUCACAGAAAAGGAGGCGGACGAUGAACCAGAGAUAUAUAAAAAUGAAAAAGGUAAAGAGUUUUCUAAAAUCCAAAAAAAAUCAAGUGACCAAAAUAAAAAGAAAAUCAGCUCAGAUGAUCGAAAUAAUAUGAAAAUUGAAAAACUUCGAAAUUCUGCCUCCAGUAAUAGAUCAGAGUCUAAUGAGUUUAGUACUUUAUUCUUUAGUCCUCCGAAAAAAGCUUCUUCAAAAGACAGCGGUAGCAGUCGAAAAAAUAGCAAACUGGAGCAAAGAAGAAAUACACCUGAAGUACUUAAAACCCCAAUACCGCUAUCCAGAAAAGACGACAAACAAAAAUUGGGGCCAAAAAUAGACGAGAAAACCUUAUCUGGCAAACAAAUUUCUUCAGCUCCAGUGAUAAUAUUAUCAGAUACUGAAACGAGCGAUGCUGCAGACCAAAAUAGAUCUCCAGAAAUAUUUCCAAAUCGAUCACAGGAUCAACGUAAAAUAUUUAUAAUACCACUUGGCGAAGAGCCAGCAGACAUAUCAAAAAGAGCAGUAUCAACAUUAUCUUUUCCAAUAGAUGAUAGGAAUAAAUCAAAAGAGUAUGACAGCACACACAUUUCUAAUCAACAAGAGCUUACACCAAAGAAGCAUUUCCCAAAAGACACAGCGGACAUUACUAAACAACAAAUAAAUAAGCCGCAUGCUCCAUUAUCUGACAUUUUAAGUCCUGAUGUUACUGAAUCACAGCAAGAUAAUAUAAUUGAAUCCGAAAAAGGCAGUUUAGUUAUGAGUCCCAUAACAGAAAUGAUAAUUCCUCCAGUAGGUAAAAUAAUUAAGCAUUCCCAAACCGACGACUUGGUAAAAGACAAAUCUGAAUGCUUUAAUGAAACCCGCAAACAGUCAUCGUCCCAAUUAACGACGAAUGAUACCUCAGAACCAUCUAAGAUAAUAAAAGAAAGUACACUAAAAGAACCCGUAAAGAUUGAAAAACUACGCGGUCUCAAAACAGUAAAGGCUAAAUUAUCUGAUGGUAACAAUAAAGCGAUGUCACCGGAAAAUGAAAUGGAAGCACAACAAACUGAUGGACCUCGAAUGUCAACGAGAAUAUCAAACCCUACUGAGUUAUUGGAUAUCAUUCGGAUCUCAAAAGAGAACAGUGAUAAAAAACAAGAACAAAAGACAUCACAAAGGCCUAUCAUGAUUCCAGAUCACUAUUCAGUUGAUGGUGAGAUACCUGUAACAAAAAAAGUAGAUGUUAACCAGUACCAAUUAAAUGAAGACAAAAAAUUCUCCGAUCAAAUGAAAAUGGUUGGUAAUACUGAGGAAGGCGACCUCCUUAAAGAUAAAUUUCGACCCAGCAUAUCCCCAGACCGUACAGAAAUCAGUGUCAAAACAAAGAACGGAAACACUCAACUACAGCCAGACCAACCUAAAAAAGAAUUACUUGUUGUACCACAAAACAGAGAUUCUAGUGCGAGUUAUAAAAAAGUUUCAGACAGCGAAAUUAAGAUGCAGCCUCAUCAAUCACUUAACGGGGAAUUUAAAAAGUCCCCUCAGCUUCAGGAACGGUGUAAAAAAUCUGAUCAGCAUAUGAUUUCUGAAGAUAUACAAAAAUUUAAGUCUUUGUCAGUAAUACAGUCAGAACCACAUCAACCUAUCAUUGCCCAAGAUUCUCUUAACGCCGACUACCCAGAAGUGGAUAAUAACCAAAAGCAUUAUCCGAGUAAAAUACAAGAUAUCAAAAUUACGCAAGCGUACGACACACAUAAGCAGCAAUUUUUUGAACCCAAAACUCACGGACUAUUAGAUCAUAGUCAAGUAUCAACAAAGGGAGCAAAUGGUGAUGAUCCCCAUUAUAUAAAUCUAGUAUUCCAGAAAUAUACAUACGACAACAAAACGGGAAUAAAAACUCUGGAUGCUGAUGCAAACUUUGAACCAGAUGAAAAUAUCGUAACAUAUAAGAGUAAUUCACAUACACAGGACAAAAAAAUUAUGAUUCCAAUUGAUAGGCAAAAUGUGAUGGCUAUAAAAAUUAAAAAAUCUUCUAGUACAGGAGACAAUGACGAGGAAGAAUUACUAGUACCACGUUCUACCAUCCAUAAAGUUUCGGAUAGUUCUAAAGGUGAGUAUGAAACGCGAACACUUAAACGAGGAAUAUUUAAUGAACCACAGAAAGAUUAUACUGACGAAAACGAGACUGGUUUUGAUUUGCCUCCGAUUAAACGAAAAUCUCUAAUUGAGGGAAGACAUGAUAGCAAGAGCGAAACUGGAGCUAAAAUAUAUUUACCAAGGCGAAGUUCCAUACCUGAAAACAGAAAAGCUUCGUCAAGCACCAGAAAUUCCGCUGAGUCCAAAAUGCCUUCGACUACCUUUAAAGAUAACAAGCCUCAAAUGUUUGAUGGAACUGAUUUUGAAACCGGCACAAAACCGUUUAAACGUGACUCGAAGCACAGUGAUAGGAAAGGUACUUUAAAUAAGCGUGGUUCUUUUGUCCCAGAUCGAGUCGAUUUAUUAAAUGAUAGAAGUGGUACUGGCUCUAAAGUGACUUCGCCUAGGCAAAGUAUAUUUAAUGAACAAAGACAUGUUUCGACCGAUGGUACACAUGGCGUUGAACCCAUAACCUCAUCUAAGUGGGGGAUAGUCGGUGAGGAAAGUAAAUAUUCGCGAGACGACAGAAAAUCUACUGAAGCUGCAAUGUCUUCUUAUGAGCGAAAUUCUGUAAAAGGCGUUUCAAUUCUAGAUAUGAGUACUAAACGUAGCACAUUAUUAAGCGAUACUGGAUCUCGAGGAUAUUUACAGAAACAAAUAUUACGUGAUAGUAGAACUGAUUCGAAGGGCGAGUUUAUUUCAUUUAUACCUAGAGAUAUUGAUAAGAACGAUGAACUCCACAUGAUUUCGCGUCAACCAAGUACAAUUAGUGGAAGAGAUCCACUAGGCAAAAGUGAAAUUGACACCAAUGAUGAUCCAAGUUACUUUUUCGAUAAUUCUAGAUAUGGUGGAAAUGUUAAAUAUAUAAGUAGGACUGACACUGAAACAGAUAUACCCAUACUUUUUGAUGGUACAGUUCCUGCAAAGAGAAUUAGUUCAUUUGUGAGCAGACCCGAUAGUAAACCUUCAAAUUCUUCAUUUAGACAAAUCUCACUAGAUGGAAACGCAAGGAAACCACUUGACGACAAAACCGAAGUUAACAAGAGAUCAUUUUCAUACUAUGGUGAAAAUAGGUCUGGUUCGACGUACGGUAGAAAUGAAUCUGGGACUAGAAUGCGUUCUUCUAAGGGGGAAACAUAUAAUGAGGCUAAGAGUGAUUACACUAGUGGUAUAGUUGACGAUAGAAACAUUGGAGUAAUAAAGUAUGACUCUUUCAUUGAUACUCGUAAAGUGGAUUCAUUUAUUGAAGAGAAAAGUGGUAGAAGCAGUGGUGCAUUGUAUCCAUUUGAAGAUGAUGAAGCAAGUUACAGUAAAGCUAAUAAGAAAAUAAAUAGUACAGCACACUCUCGUUCCCUACCCGUGGAUCAUGAUAAUGCAUAUAUAAAUAAAAGAAAACCACACGAGAAAGAUGAUAAGAAACUGAAAGGCAAAACUUAUUCCCGUCCCGUAGAUGCCAAUACCGAGUUCCAAUUUACUAAAAAUGGCACAAGAGGCAAAGUACAGUAUUCCACCGAAGAUGAUUCAAGGAUUGCUGUCAUUGGCAGAGAGAUAAACCGAACACUUUCAUUUAUAUAUGAACACGAAUUGAUUCCACUACAACAUGUUAUAAAGGGUUUGAAAGAGGACAUAGAUGUUUUGGCGGAGCAACAGGUACUGCUUAGAGAAAAGCUACACGGGCCUAGGAGAGUGAGACCAGUGAAGAAGUGCGGCUGCUUCAACAGAUACGACUUUGGUUCCAUAUUAGAGUGAAUCGAAACGUUUAUCCUGAUUUGCAUGAUCACAGAUAAUAAAAAUAAAUAUAUUGCACAUACAUGAUAAAUAGAAACCUA